AUGUCCACAGAACAGCCCAAAGCAGGUCCAGAGGUGAGGUUUUCUAGCUCACGGCAGUGGCCAGGCGAGCGCCAUCCGACUCGAUGGGAUGUGCACGAUGCGAACGAAAGUCCCGCAGUCACGUUCCUGGACCGUUUUCGGGCUGCACUGCUGCACACUGAGGGCGCUGAGGACGACGCCUCGCACGACGUCGACUCAGUGAUAGACAGCUCGGAGAACAUGGACGAGAACUCGGUCAGAGAGUAUACAUAUCCCGUGGUCAUGCUGUCCGAAGUUCCAAUCAUCCUACCAGAAGAGGAAAUGGCGCAACUGCAACAGUCGUUCUUUGCCUCAUUCAAUCACAUCUUUCUAGACGCUGUGGAUGUUGCAAACUGGCCUUCAAAUCCACUUCCUCCGUAUCUCCAGUAUGCGCUUGCAUGUCUGGGGGCCGCGGCAUCAGCUCGGGCGUCUAAUACGGCUGCCUAUGCUGUCGCAAACGGGACCGAUCCAGCCGAUGUCGCGGCAGGCUUGUUUAUUGCUGGUACCAGAUUGUGGUCGGUUAUGCUAGAAGUCGACAACCGCGAAGCUCGAAUGUUAGAGGCAGUGAUUGCCGCCUCGCUCUUGAUCACUUAUGGCGUCUUGUCCACGGACCGGGCGUAUCGGAGGAUGUCGUCUGUUCUUCUUUGCAAUGUUGUUACCAUCUCCAGGCGGUUGCACCUUCCUGAAGGCUGUUCACCGCUGUAUACCUCAUCGGAACUGCCCGAGAAAGAUGUCACCAUAAAAAGUUCUCUUAUGAGCUACCUGCUACUACUCGAUACUAUCCACGCUGUCCAUUAUGGGCUAGCACCCCACUUUUCGAGGACUGAACUCUUCAUAAGAAUGCCCUCGUCGAAUCACCAAUUCCGCACUCUGUAUAAUUCUCUCACACACGGCUAUGCUUUGCCACAAGAUGUUCGAAGUCGAGAAGAUGGCCUCCUGCUUCUCAUCGUGCUCCUGAGCGACAUCAUUUAUACACAGCGAUGUCACCUCUCGAUGCCCUUCUUCACGGAUCGCCAAGACGGCGUGGCUGAUAGGUCGUCAAGCAACCGCAUACCACUACGAAGCCCUUACGUUCCAUUGACCUCCCAGUCAGAAUACACUCGUCUAAGCGCUGACUUGCUGGCUGCCCUUUGCCGAUGGGAGCAGCAUUUCCAACGCCACGUUGGCACCGAUGUCCUCGCUCUCUACUACUUUGUCAAACUCCAGCUGAUGUGCCCCGAACUCGGAAAGCUUCCUCGCUUGGCCGGGUACGGAACUGCCUCAAGUUUCAGGGAAAGUCAACGCAAUCCCUCACCACUCGUGGAACAAAUCGACAUUCCAGACAAAGCAAUGGAAUUUGCGUGGCUUGUCCUCGACUAUUGUGACGGACAUUCACAAGCUCCGGAGCGAAGAUCGGCUGUCUGGCUCCCAGUCAUCUUAUUCCUCUCGGCGUUAGUGGCGUGGCAGAAGUUGCACUCACGACCAAUCGCGGGUCUCAAAUACGGCAGCUUGAAGGUACUCAGCAUGUACAGGGACGAGAUCGCAAAGCUGCCAUGGCCAUGUUGCGUGGAGAUGACGAACACCCUUGACAGGCUCAUGAAAAGAUGA
Messenger RNA from Cladophialophora psammophila CBS 110553, 1605 nucleotides. RefSeq lists its product as uncharacterized. NCBI's taxonomy places the organism in Eukaryota, Fungi, Ascomycota, Eurotiomycetes, Chaetothyriales, Herpotrichiellaceae. Bases 1 to 1605 code for a protein of 534 amino acids. The record is from RefSeq and is a predicted model, not a curated record. The transcript is spliced from 5 exons.